UGCUGUUCAACACGUGCUUGGCAUGGGAAGCGUUUGUAUCGGCAGCUAAAAGUUAAUUUCUAUUAAUAUUAUUUAUUAUUUAAUUUGUAUUAUUAUUGAAUAUAAGUAGUGAUUUAAACCUGCAUACAGCCAUAUAAUAUAAUAAUAAUGGCAAUGCUCGCAGAACCGCGUCGUCGCAAGCGCUACAAUUUGAGUCCGCGCGGCAAGGCGCUCUACGAAGAUGAUACGCGCUUCGGCAUGAAAAUGAUGGAGAAAAUGGGCUGGGCGAAAGGACGUGGUCUGGGUGCCAACGAGAAUGGUUCUCAGGAAUUUAUACGAGUGCGCUUUAAGAACGACGCUCUAGGAUUGGGCUACGAAACACGCGAUGAUCAAUGGACCAUACAUGAGGAGGGCUUCAAUGGAUUGCUAAAAUCACUAAAUGUAGAGGAGGAGAACGGAAAUGAAGCGAAUGGCAAUGCAUCCGAUUUAGAAGAAAACGCCCGACCCAUGGGUUUUGGUUUCAAAGCGCCAGUAGCCGCUGUUAAAGAGGCACAGCCAAAGAAACUCAAGGAAAAGUUAAGCGGCAUUUCACUGGAGGAAAAAUCCAAAGAUAGUAAAGCUCGCGUACAUUACAAGAAAUUCACACGUGGCAAGGAUCUUUCACAAUACAGUGAAAAAGAUCUGGCCAAUAUAUUUGGAAAGAAGGCCACAGAUGAAAUUGAGAUUCCAGUGCAGAUUGAGAAAGAGGAAGAAAUGGAAGAGGAGAAGCCUGUGAAUCCCAACUUUGCGGGCGUUAAAACUGUAAGCACUGGACUCUCUGUCAAUGAUUACUUCAAACAGAAAAUGGAGGCAAUAAAACAAAGGUUGGCGAACAAGAAUACCAUAAAUACCACAUUAAAUGGAUCAGCAAAUGCAUUGGUAAUCGAAGACGAAAACGGUGAAGAAGUGCCCGCUAAAAAGAAACACAAGAAGAAGGAUAAAAGCAAAGAGGAGCUUGAGAUAACAGAAACUGAAGUGGUAACAAUUGAAGAACCGUCGAAGAAAAAAAAGAAAUCAAAGCGUGCAGCCGAAGAGAGUACGAAUACAGAGCACAAAGAAGACCCGGCUACAGAGGCGUCUAAUGAGCCAAAGCGCAAAAAGAAAAAGAAGGAUAAGGUAAAGGCUGCGGAAGAUUUGACAGAACUCUGCGAACUAGUUCCAGCGUUAGAAGAGACUAAAAAUAAUAAAAAUGAGCAGAGCAAUGCAGAUGAGGAGUAUAUAGGAAAACUGCCCAAAAAGAAAAGCAAAAAAAGCAAAGAAGAGCUCACUGAGAAACCAGAGUUAACAGAGAACACAAUUCCUGACAACUCUGCCAAGAAAAGGAAAAACAGUCAAAUAGAAAAUAAAGAAGAUAAGAUAAACGAGGUUGAAUUUCAAAAGCAACCUGAAUAUAAUGAAUUACCUGCCAAGAAGAAAAGCAAGAAAAAUAAAAUAGAAGACAAAGAAGGGCUAAAGGAAUUUGAUUUGCAAGAGGAAACAAGACAAGAGAAAACUGAGAAACCUGCCAAGAAAAAAAGCAAAAAGAGUAAAACAGAGGAAAAGGAAGAAGAGACAAUUCCAGAAAAAAUCGACGAAAAACCUGCCAAGAAGAAAAGUAAGAAGAGUAAAACACAGGAUAGGGAAGAGGAUCCAAUUCCAGAAGAAAUCGACGAAAAACCUGACAAGAAAAGUAAGAAGAGUAAAACACAGGAUAGAGAAGAGGACCCAAUUCCAAAAGAAAUCGACGAAAAAACUGACAAGAAAAGUAAAACAGAAGACACAGAGGACUUAGUGCAGCCACAAUUGCAAGAGGAAGUCAAAUCUAAAAAGAAAUCGAAAAAAAGCAAACCCUCCAAUGUGGAUGAGCUUCAAGACAUCUCCAGAGAGCUUCCAGUGCCUGCCAAUAAGGAGAAAUCUAAGCAGCCCGAAACUGAUGUAAGUGCAACAGCUGAUGAAAUUGAAUGCUCCAGUGACGCGACAGCUGCAGCAGAAAAUAGUGGCGCAAGCUAUCUAUCAAUGGAGCAAUUGAAAAGCUUGCUCAACUCAUACAAUGUCUUACAAAUCUCUUCAUUUUGUGCAGAAAAGUUUCACAUCUUAGAUAUGCAAGCAUUCGAGAAUUCAACACUAAGCGGAAUACCUGGCUACAGUUUCGACGAGAACAUUGAACUGAAGAUCGUGGAGAUAAAGUCGGAUGCGUGUCGCAUCAUGAAUCUGUGGGAGGGCAAACAGGCGAAAUAUGGACAUCAGUCAGAUGAACAGCGAACACGCAGAAUGGUUAACAAGCUAACAUUUAAGAAACUUACGAGUUCGCAUAUUAAAAAGAUAAACAGUUAUAAUGCCUUCUCAGGGCUGUAGAUGAGUUAAAAAUUC
Messenger RNA from Drosophila hydei, 2367 nucleotides. RefSeq names its product PIN2/TERF1-interacting telomerase inhibitor 1. Gene Ontology annotation, molecular function: nucleic acid binding; telomerase inhibitor activity. Gene Ontology annotation, biological process: regulation of ribosome biogenesis. The transcript is spliced from 2 exons. The coding region runs from base 148 to 2352 and encodes 734 amino acids. Gene Ontology annotation, cellular component: nucleolus. NCBI's taxonomy places the organism in Eukaryota, Metazoa, Arthropoda, Insecta, Diptera, Drosophilidae. The record is from RefSeq and is a predicted model, not a curated record.